UAAAAAAUUAAUGUUAUAUUAAAUAAAAUCCAUAAGUUAAUUUCUCUUCGACAAAUUCGAUAAUCUUCGAUAAUCGAUAGUCGUCGAUGUCUUCUCGACGUUAGAAAUUCCGCUUCCUGUUUUAUUUCUUUGUAGUGACUACUAAGUUAGCAAAAUGUCGCUCGUUAUUCCUGAGAAGUUUCAACAUAUUCUUCGUGUCAUGAACACGAAUAUCGAUGGUAACAGGAAGGUUAUGUUUGCGAUGACAGCCAUCAAAGGUGUUGGUCGUCGUUAUGCCAACAUUGUUCUUAAAAAGGCAGAUAUUGACUUAAACAAACGAGCUGGAGAAUGUUCAGAAGAGGAGGUUGAAAAAAUUGUUACUAUUAUGGCUAAUCCUAGGCAAUAUAAAAUACCUGAUUGGUUCUUGAAUCGGCAAAAAGAUAUUGUUGAUGGAAAAUACUCUCAGCUUACUAGUUCCAAUUUAGAUUCUAAGCUUCGUGAUGACUUAGAACGUAUGAAGAAAAUUCGUGCUCACAGAGGUUUACGUCAUUAUUGGGGCUUACGUGUGCGUGGUCAACAUACGAAGACUACUGGCAGACGUGGACGUACUGUUGGUGUAUCAAAGAAGAAGUAAUUUUAUAUUUCAUUAAUUAUCAAUAAAUAUUGAAAACUAUUUA
This is a messenger RNA of Vespula pensylvanica (western yellowjacket), 656 nucleotides long. RefSeq names its product 40S ribosomal protein S18 (gene RpS18). The record is from RefSeq and is a predicted model, not a curated record. NCBI's taxonomy places the organism in Eukaryota, Metazoa, Arthropoda, Insecta, Hymenoptera, Vespidae. Bases 155 to 613 code for a protein of 152 amino acids. Gene Ontology annotation, molecular function: RNA binding; structural constituent of ribosome. Gene Ontology annotation, biological process: translation. The transcript is spliced from 4 exons. Gene Ontology annotation, cellular component: cytosol; ribosome; small ribosomal subunit.